This is a messenger RNA of Seminavis robusta, 1362 nucleotides long. NCBI's taxonomy places the organism in Eukaryota, Bacillariophyta, Bacillariophyceae, Naviculales, Naviculaceae. The record is from the annotation of a GenBank genome assembly.
AUGAAGCUACGUUCUGCAUCCGAUGCUAUCACGGUGACCCAUUUUGGCGGAGCUUCCGUUGAUUUCCUUGCUGACAUGUUGGUCAACCGAAUCGACUAUCCAUCUAUUCGUGUGAAGUUUCCUGGUAACAAAUACCCUGCACCAACUGUGGGGGGCAACUUGCAAGUUCUUGUUCUAUCCGUCCGCAAGGAGACCAAGCAGUGCUUUGGAAACAGAACCAUUUUGAAGUUGGUACUCUUCGAUGGUAGUAACAAUUGUUUCAAAGCUGUGACUGACACUCUUCUCUCUAAAACUUUGCCUGAUGUGAAAAGGGGAAGUUUACUCUCCAUAUCGGAGUACAAUUGGAUCAAACUUACGUCAACCUCGAGUUUCAAGUACAUUCGCAUUAUGAUGAUUACCUGUUUCGAAGCUUUCGAUCCUCCUGCAUGCGAGGGAAAGGAAAUGUUGAUUAUGGAUUAUCCUGAUGAUAACCGUAUUGGCUUGACCGAAGAACAGAUGAAGGCCAACACUACUUCUUUCCAUCCUGACAUUGAGAAAAAGUGUCACAGUACCGGUGAGAUUGUAUUCACUUGUGCCGAAUGCCUCUAUGAUCCGAAGACGAACACGGGCUUCGUCUACUGUAGCAUUGCCAAGAGGUGGCAGCUUGCCUCUGCCGCUCCAGUGUCCAUCAAGUUUCUUAAGCCAGACUUCAAACGCUUGUUUACUACUGGAUACGCUGACAGCAGCGAUGAUGAUUCAACUGUUAUGUACUGCGAAUGCCAGUCCAAGUUCGAUUAUGUGUGCUGUGGAAGGUUCACCUUUUCGAUUGCCACGAUGGACACUGACCUUCUCUUUGACAAAAUGAUUGCCAAGGUCCCUGAGGAAAAAAGGCUUGCCAAGUGCUGGGAUGACUUGGAUGCUCCUAAGAAGCGCUGGUGUGUUUAUAGCUGGAUCGCUCCUAACAUGUACAAUCUCAUGGAGAGGAAGGAACUGCCUGCGUGUACCGGUAUGGUGGAAUAUGUUCGUGAGAAGAUCCCUAACAACCAUGCUGGGCAGUCUUUUACAGGAUUCGUUCCUAGAGCUUACACUCACAAGUCUCUUAUGUCACCCAUGAAAGCUGAUACCCAGUCUGUUGAGGAUGCCGACAAGGAAGACGACAAGGAAGACGACAAGGAAGACGAAAAGGAAGAGGACAACGACUACGGAGAGCCCACUACUGAGGACUUCGAAGCCUACGUCGAAGAGAUGAAGAAAACAGCUUCCAAGAGCGAACAGGAGUAUUGGAUCAUUGCCUUGGAUUUCGCCUCCACCUAUGACAAGAGCACAAUGGAAGAUGCGAAGAAGAUUCUAGAUUUCAAGGAGGAGAAAGAGUCCAGUGACUAA